Messenger RNA from Notodromas monacha, 4323 nucleotides. The record is from the annotation of a GenBank genome assembly. NCBI's taxonomy places the organism in Eukaryota, Metazoa, Arthropoda, Ostracoda, Podocopida, Cyprididae.
AUGCCACGUACUACUGAGAAUUCUAAAGCUGCGGCUGCUGCUGCGAAAGAUUUGGCUCCCAUCCCUGAGGAGGAAGAUGACAAGUUUCAGGACACCAACCCUUCUCCUCCGGAGCGUCGUUCGGAGUCACAAGCGUCAGGGGAGUCCUUGUCGAGCAUCUGGGAGGCGCUACCUUUGACAACUCUCCAACGUCUGGCGGAGAAAUUCCAUUUGGGACAUCCAGCCACCGCCGCUAAAGCGGACUAUGCGGCUCAACUGGAACGUUUCCAAAUUCCUCUCACCGCCAUUCAGGACCUGUCACGCGGCGCCAUUACGGCACCGCUCAGGGGUUUUCAUUCCAAUGAUGACGACGUAGCCGUACCACGGUGUACUUCUCAGCGACCUCAAUGGCUUCUUGACUUACAAGCACCGAAUCUGCCCAAGCAACGGGCCAAAGAGGAUUUUGAGGACUUCGCAACAAGACUACGCAAUGCAUUAGCUGUCGGGAAAAUUACGGAUGAACAUCGGCUCUCCGCCCUCUUGGAGAACACGCUGCCCAACAUCCAAUCAACGGCAAAUCGGAUGUACAAGAGAGGUAUCUUCGAGUUUGAACAACUUGUGGAAGCAGUCGCUCGCCGUCAUCCGACCCCGCAUUUGGAUCGCCUCAAGCGUUUUCGGUCGCUCCGCCCCGAGAAAGGGGAAAGUUUCUUCAACUUUGGGGAAAGACUUCGGGAGGAAUACGAAAAUUAUCUUCAACUUCCGCUCGACGACGUGGAUGCCUGUGAACCAGUUAUCCAGCAUAUUCUGAAGGAGCAGCUGGUGAACAGUGCGGAAACCGGCCUCAAGGACGAGUUACAGAAGAAGUGGGGCAAGAAUGGCCAACUAUCCUGGGACGAUCUGGUGGACGUGGCGGAAGCUUACCGGCUAAACCACCCCUCAACCGCAACGGGUCAAGCCUCCGGGAAAACUGGUUCGCGACCCCGGGUGGAUUUACCACCGAAACAAUGGUGUGAUCACCACAAGAGAACAAUGCGGCACGGGCGCAAGAAUGCAGGUUGCGGCUUCGGCAACAAUCUUCGGACAAUUCGGGUGCCAAACCGGCGACGGGGACCUUUUCAUCGUCGAACUCGCGAGGAAACGACAUUUCUUUGGUUGUGUGUUUUCAUUGUCAAAAGACGGACAUCGGUUGGGACUGCCUUAAGCCCCGAGGCUGUGCAGGUUACGCGACUGGUCGAAACACUUUUUGAUUUUCAGGGUACGCCCCACAUGGGCUCCUUCUUAGUGUUACCGGGGAUGAGGGAAUUUCCAGUCAUUCUUGGCCGAACCAUCCUCUUGCAGUUACCAUUAACAAUAAAUCUGGAUGGGAAACGCAUGUUCACUGGCUUUCAUGAAGGAACACGGCCUCCCGCAAAGCCGUCCUUGCAGAUUGGCGACGGGAUUUCUUUUGUCGACAGUUCCCCACAAGAGCGAGAGGUAGUGAUGCGUAUUCUAUGCCGUCAUUCCCCACUCAUGCGCCAAUGGUCGGGUCGUCGCGGAUUAUUUGCGGAUUUCGUCGUGCAAAUUCCUACAGUUGAAGCAUCGCCACCGGCGGCGCGCCAGUUUCGCCAUUCCGUUGAGCGUAACAAGCCCUUUGCGGAAAUCAUUGACCUUUAUUUAGAAGCAGGAAUUUUAGAGCCUGCCGCUUCACCUUUUAAUGCUCCAGCUUUUCUCGUUGACAAGAAGUGUCUGGAUCCAUCGGCUCCCGCCGAGAAACGCUUCAGGUUAGUCGAGGAUUACUCCAAGCUCAACAAGCUCAUCAAGCGUCUAUUGAUGGGAUACGGCUGGCACGUUCUCGACGACCUCCAUCAGACAGGGAGCAGGCCCGCAGAGAGAAACGUCGAGGCGGUUCGCCGGUAUCCAAAGCCCGACACCCGUCGACAAAUGCAGCAGUUCUUGGGCCUUGCAACUUACCUGCGGGCCCACCUACCAACAAAUUUUGCGGAAUCGGAAAAAGUUCUUCGCCGUACAAUCCCACAGAAGCCAGCAACGAAAAUUGCCUGGACACCGGACGCUGAGGUAGCUUUCGAGCAUAUUAAAUCGGUUUUAGCAGAUACCGCUCGAUCAGGGGCGGCACUGCAAGCGCCCGAUGCGCUGAGCAGAAUCUCGCUCAACAAUGCGUCGGCCAGGGUGCAACCGCCGGAAGCAGAUCGAAUAGCCCUCAUCGACGCGUAUCAUGCCGAACUCGGGCAUGCGGGUUGGAAAAAGGUCUAUGCAACCAUCAAACAACGUUUCAUCUGGCCCAGGAUGCGUCAGGAUAUAAGGCGGAGGAUCCUCGCCUGUGAACUUUGCUUCAAGUACAAUCAGCCGUCACAGACCGUCGGCGCUCACAUGAGUGCAAUUGAAUCCAAUCGACCGCGAGAAAGGUUAGUUCUUGAUUUUUAUGGACCUUUGCCUGAAACUGCCGAGCAUUUUCGAUACGCCAUCAUCGCCGUGGACCACUUCAGUAAGUACAUGAUGGCACAUCCCAUAGAAAAAGCAGACUCCCAAACGGUAAUUCCCUUCCUUGCCAAAGUUUUCCGCCAGUACGGCCUUUUUGAAACCGUGCAUACGGACUGUGACUCAGUGUUUAAUGGCAAAGCGUUUAAACAUUUCUUGAAAGGAUACGACAUUGCGCAACAUAUAGCGCAGGCGUCGCACCCCGAAGGUAAUGGGUGUUGCGAGCGCUCAAUCCAAACGCUGAGCCAGAUCCAAGCGAAAGCAAUUCAGGGACAGGACGAACAAUGGGCUCGGCACCUUGCAGAUUCAGUAAAGGCGUACAAUAGCACAAUACAUUCCGCUACCGGUGUGACCCCGACAGAAGCAAUGUUUGGCCGGCGGACAAUCCUGGAGGCCGACAACACCUUUGGCGCCCCGACAUUGGAGGCCAACAUCUCCCAAGAAGAGUUACAACAGGAGGCCGAAAAACACUGCAAGCGUUUCAUUAAUCAGGUGAAUACUCAUAAAUUACGUCAUUUCAGACCAGGUGACAUGAUUGCAGUAUACCCAAGGCUACCAACUGUGGCCAAACAUGCUGCAAAUCGCCGUUUUCGACCGCAGAGAAUUGGACCCUUCAUGGUGAUAUCGCAGGAAGGGCAUGGAGUCUACCACGUGGGGGCAGGCCCUGACAUCCGCCGGGUGAACGCGUGGGAAAUCGUACCCUACCGAGGAUUACCGAGAGCCCCAAACGCCGGAUUUGAGAAACAGCUGGGGCUCAUCGACCACUCGUCUGGUAAGGAGAACAUCAUAACCAAGGAUGACCACCGCUAUGCUCAGGAUCCAGCGCGGGCGCCAUCAAACCGGCAACUCAAAAUGCAGGCUGAACACAACUAUUGGACAGUGAAACCGCAAGAUGCUAAUAAGCGGAACAAGGUCCGAACAUGCGUGCGGUCGCGAAAUCGUCCCCAAGGGGUUCCUCUGAUUUGCGAGAAACCUCCGGAAAACCCAACAAAAGGGAAACCAGCACCAGCUGUCUACUCCUUGUCACCUAAUUCUUCGGGUCCACCUUAUGAGUUUGGGAGCGUGGCCCUGUUUCAUUGCCCCAUGGGUUUCAUGUGGGUGCCAGCGCAAAACCAAACCCGGGAUCCCCUGAAGCCGCUGGUCAGAAAUUUCACGACUGUCGUGUCAGCUGAAUGUCUCGGAACUUUAGGAUGGGCCCUCUUUGACGUAACUGAAUGCAAUCCAAUCACGUCAUGUGGAGCACCUCCUCCGGAAACGCCGUCUAUCCGAGUGAAAUGUCGGUUCACGAGCAGCGACAUCUACGAGUGCCUACAAACAUGUAGACAAACUUUUCAAGGCUUCGCCAAGAAGGUGCCGCACUACAAAACCAUCUGCGGACCCGACAACAAAUGGACCUCGUUCGAUGACGUUUGCGUCACCGAAUGCGACAACGCGACACUUCCCGAUUUUCCCGGCGUGUCGAGAACCUGGAACGGAUCCGUUUCCAUGUGGUCGGAAGCUACUUUCUCGUGUAAUAAUCCCUGGGAAUCGUUUGACGGAGUCACAAGGGGUUUCACGAAUACGACUGCAUCGUGUGUGGAACCCGGGAUCUGGAAGCUCCUCAGCAAUUAUCCCACCACCGGCUCCAGUACCGGGUUAUUAAAGUGUUUAUCGGUUGUCAACUGGUGCGAUGAAGCCCUGCUACCCAAUGCUAGUGCUGACGUGUUAUCGAUCAGAAAAGACGGCAACGACAGCAGAUACAACGACAGUCGAAUUUUCGAGUUUAUAGACAGAUACGACAUCUAUGUGUGCAAUUCGACGGGAGAUUGGGACAAGAAUAAUGUGAAGAUGAAGGAUCUCCGUUGUGAUUCCGCGUUGCUCAGGUGUGUG